Molecule: messenger RNA, 2572 nt
Organism: Entelurus aequoreus (snake pipefish)
Lineage: Eukaryota; Metazoa; Chordata; Actinopteri; Syngnathiformes; Syngnathidae
Gene: smim29
Product: small integral membrane protein 29
Exons: 5
Coding region: 392-691 (99 amino acids)
Source: RefSeq, a predicted model, not a curated record
GCCACGCCGUCCCUAUAAGAUAGUUAACUAUAAGAAAACAUAACGUCCAUGUCUAGACUAAUUCGGGAACAAUGUGCUUUUUAAUGUAAAUACUGUAUAUAUAAGUAUAAUCUUUUGCAUCGAUGCCUUAUUUUGAAAAGAGGAAGUACUCCAUCGUUGUCGCUACCGCUAGCUUGCAAUGGAUAAGCUGCUUGAGGAAGCAACACAAAUUUGACACAAGAGGAGGAGCAGUGAUACCAUGUGGGAGUCACAUGAAUGAGAAGGAUGAGGCCUGAUCAACAAGGAGGCAUCUUUAGGAGAAAACUACUAAACACACCGGAGGGGCUUUGUCACUGGUAGAAGUCCUGCAGUAUAAGCACCCUGCGUGGGGACCCAUUGGUGAAUAUAUGCAAUGAACAGUACCACUCCGUCCCCCACAAUCAAUGGGGAUGUGGCAGUCAGCUAUGUGUUGGUGCCAUUUUUCCUCCUCACCAUAUUUGGAAUCGCUUUAGCUGUGAUUGUGUACAUUCGUAAGAAAAGGAGAAUCGACAGACUCCGCCAUCAGCUGUUACCAAUUUACACAUAUGACCCUUCAGAGGAGGUGAAUGAAGCUGAACAAGAGAUGCUGUGGAAAGAAGAGGACACUAGGGUUGUUCAAGGUUGGGCACGAAGUUAUCAACAGCGGCGCCCUCUUCUGUCCAAAGAUGCUUGAAGAUUAGAAACCAUGGCAGCUCCAGGGGAGUAGCUGCACUAAACACAGGCUAGGUAUUUUUGCCCAUGGUUAUUAUUUUGCCCAAUUCAUAAACUACAACAGGCAACCUAGUUGUGGUAUGCUAAUACCAAAUGCUGAACUUUCAACUUAUUUAUUGUUAAAUAAUUUAUGAGCUUUCACUUUGCUCUCCAUUUAAGGAGCUCAGUGUUCAGGUGCAACUUGCCGUACCCUGUAAAAUGUUCUUUAUUUACAUCAGAGACAGAGUAUGGUGUGAUACAUAGGACUCAGUUGUUUACUGUAGAACAAGUUCAAACCAUCUGUGUGGUAUGAGACUUACUGAACAUGUCCAUCUGGGUAUGCAGCACAUAAAAAGACAGAUUUACAUAAAAUCGUCUUUCUGGAUAAGCAAGCUAUUAUUGAAGGCCUAGUUCUGGUCACUUUCACUUUUUAUUUUACUCAAUGAAUGAAUCACUAUGGUUUUGUUUUUAUUUACACACAAUGUGGUGAACUGCCACAUCCACUGGUCUGGAUCAUUUUGUGGCUUUGCCAAAUCAGAUCAUUCUAUUGGAAGGCAUGAAAAGCUCAAUAUGAAAGUAAACCCGAUCCAGUUUUCCUCUGAAUGACUCCUGCUACAAAUAUGUCCUGUGCAUAAGAUAUGGCACCAACCAGGAUACACAUCCAGCCAGGAAUGAAUGCCAUCAUUCUGACUGUACACAACAUACCCUCCUACUUUUAUUUCCUUUAACCUUAGUUAGCCUUUUGUUGUAAUUCAUAAAUGAGCAGUUUAUUUAAUUUGAACAAAUCAUGCAUUCAAUUCGACUGAGAGGAAGUGUGUUGAUAAGUACAUGAUAUGAUGUUGCUGUCAUGACUCCAAAUGACUUUAAAUGUAUAUAUUUCCUGUGAAAUAGCUGAGGUUUUCCUGACAAAAAAACUAUAUUUUAAUUUUACAAUCAUACAAAUGAUGUACUUGUUACUGAGCCUCUAAAUUCCGCCUGAACUUGAAUAGACAGCUACUGAUGUGAACUUGUCUGCACUGUUUAUAGUUUUUUCUGCUAUGAGCUGCAAAUGGUGCCUCAUGAAAAUGUUUAUCUCAAUAAAAGCAGAAACUACUUAUUUCUAUUGAAAUAAGAUGUUUGCAAGAUAACGUUGGCCCUGCAACACCAUCAUGAAGUGUACGCGGUGAAAACAUUGGUGGAAGGCUGACAUGAAACAUACUUUUUAUUUUAAACGAAUACACUACUGGUUGCCAGUUUUAGAACACCUCAUUUAUAGCAAUAAGAACGUACACACAUUUCGCUGGGACGUCAAAUUCAACCACGUUUAAUAUUGAACAUCCUUUACUGCAAUGUUGUUUGUAAACUCAGCUACUGUAAGACCCUCAAGCCCUAAGACAGUGAAAGGUUUUUUCUUAUGUUUUUGUUUUUACGGUAUGGAGCACCACAAUAGAUUGGAAACCAUUAAAUAAAUCAGCAUGUGGUUAAAGUGUAGCCUUUCAACCUUAAGAGCUGUUACAUAAUACUGAUAUUUACCAUUUAGAAAUUAAAGCUACAAGUACAGUACAGCAUUGAGUGUACCCAAACACACUGACAAUAUAACCAUUUUAACACUUGGAUGAAAUAUAUUUUUGUAAAUGAAGCCCAUGGACAUAAUUAUAAGUAGUAAACAAGAUAUAUUUACAAAUGUCAGUUGAAACACUAAAAAAGUAAAUAGAUAUUAUCCACAUAUAUUAUCUGGAGUUUUAAUUCCUAAACAGUAAAUGCAAUAUUUGUGUUAAACAUAUUCAAUUAAAGUUAUAACUCAGCACUUAAAUUAUAUGCUGAUUUGUUGAUUUAUUUCAAAGCCAUUGUGGUUGUGUAAAAGUGUACACUGUAAAGGCAAAAG